This is a messenger RNA of Nematolebias whitei (Rio pearlfish), 856 nucleotides long. RefSeq names its product elastase-1. Gene Ontology annotation, molecular function: serine-type endopeptidase activity. The record is from RefSeq and is a predicted model, not a curated record. Gene Ontology annotation, biological process: proteolysis. Lineage: Eukaryota; Metazoa; Chordata; Actinopteri; Cyprinodontiformes; Rivulidae. Bases 29 to 856 code for a protein of 275 amino acids. The transcript is spliced from 7 exons.
UGCAGAAACGCUUCGACAAAACGCAAACAUGCUCAGGUUUCUGGUCUUGACGAGUCUCGCUGCCUUGGUGCUGGCUGAGCUGAAGCCCCAGCCAAGGUUCCUGAAGGACAGCAUGGAGAGGGUUGUUGGUGGUGAGGUUGCUACCCCCAACUCCUGGCCCUGGCAGAUCUCACUUCAGUACAAAUCAGGCAGCCUUUUCUACCACACCUGUGGGGGAAGCCUGAUCCGUAAAGGCUGGGUUAUGACUGCCGCUCACUGUGUGGACAGCCCCAGGACGUUUCGUGUGGUUCUCGGGGAUCAUGACCUUAACGUCCACAAUGGCAGAGAGCAGUUCAUCGUUGUCAACAAGAUCUACAUCCACCCCCAGUGGGACUCGAACAGAGUGUCUAAUGGGUAUGACAUUGCUCUGCUGCAACUGUCCUCUGAUGCCAUCCUGAACUCUUACGUCCAGCUUGCUGCUCUACCUCCUUCUGGCCAAAUUCUGCCUCAUAACAAUUUCUGCUACAUCACUGGAUGGGGACGCACCUCCACUGGUGGGAGCUUGUCUGAAGAGCUCAAACAGGCCUACCUUCCUGUGGUGGACCACAAGACCUGCUCCAGCAGCGACUGGUGGGGCAGUACUGUGAAAACCACCAUGGUGUGUGCCGGUGGUAAGGCUGAGGCUGGAUGCAAUGGAGACUCUGGCGGCCCUCUGAACUGCCAGGUCAAUGGCCAGUACUAUGUGCAUGGUAUUGCCAGUUUUGUGUCAGGAUAUGGAUGCAAUUAUCCCCAGAAGCCCACUGUCUUCACCCGUGUGUCUGCCUACAUCGACUGGAUCAACUCAGUGAGUGUUAAAAAUUACAAUCAUUUUAUAUAG